Amphimedon queenslandica is the source of this 1508-nucleotide messenger RNA. RefSeq names its product neurotrypsin-like. The record is from RefSeq and is a predicted model, not a curated record. Gene Ontology annotation, cellular component: membrane. Lineage: Eukaryota; Metazoa; Porifera; Demospongiae; Haplosclerida; Niphatidae. The coding region runs from base 39 to 1508 and encodes 489 amino acids. The transcript is spliced from 9 exons.
AUACCUCAUGAUUACUAUUAUACCGUAACCUUUCAAAGAUGAAGAAGACAGCAGCUCAUCUUUUCCUGUGUCUGGCUCUAGCACUAUUCCUUGCAGGUACAGCUUCUUCCCAGUCUUGCAAUUCUACUGGCGCAGUUCGUUUGGUGUGGGGCUCUGGUGGAUGGGAAGGGCAAGUACAGAUAUGCCUAAAUGGUGUUUGGGGCUGGGUCUGUCACAAUGGAUUCAGCAAUGCUGAUGCACAGGUGGUCUGUCGUCAGCUUGGAUAUGGGACCUCAGGAGCCAUUGCCAGAACUAGCUCAUACUAUGGUUGGGGUAACGGAGUAACAUGGAUUGAUUAUGUUGGUUGUUCUGGAUCAGAGACUAACAUAUCAAGCUGCAGUUACUCAAGUUCUCUAACUAGCUCUUGUACUAUAACCACAAUUGCUGGUGUCGUAUGUCAAAGUGGUGGGUCUUGUACAAAUUAUGAUGUUCGUUUAAUUCCAACUUCAUCAUCUUAUCGAUCAUAUGGUCGCGUUGAGGUCUGUCUUAACAAUCAGUGGGGCACUGUUUGUGAUGACGGAUGGAGUACUUAUGAUGCAACCACUUUUUGCAGACAACUGGGCUAUUAUAGUGGUGGAUCAAGCUGCUGUGCUAAUUAUGGACAAGGCUAUGUUUCUAUAGCUAUUAGAUAUGUCAGUUGCUCAAGCAGUCAUUACAGAUUCUCACAGUGUGGCUACACUGCUGGUUCAAGUGGGUGCUAUCACUACGAAGACGCUGGUGCUACCUGCUAUGGUCGAUUGACCACGUCCUGUAGCAGUGGGCAAGUUAGAUUAUGGAGACCAUCAGGUGACAAUGGUCCCACUCACGAAGGAAUUGCUUUGUACUGCAGAAGUGGUUCUUGGAGAGCAACCUGUAAUUAUAACUUCAACUGUCACACAGCAAGAGUGAUAUGUCAACAAUUGGGAUACCCUGGAGCAGUAGGAAUAAGGUCUUUCCGUUAUUACGGGUACUACAACUACUUUGAUGACUACACCAUUUCGUGUAGUUCCAGUGCCAACAGAAUUAACCAGUGCAAUUACUAUAGACCAGGCUACUACUACUACACAUACUAUGGCUACCGGUUUAGGGCAUACUGUACAAGCAAUACUCAAAUAAGUGGAAUUGUUUGUUAUGCCCCAGCACAAAGUGAUGUUUGUACCAAUGGAACAGUGAGACUAGUCAAUGGUACUACUAGUAAUGAAGGUAGAGUAGAGUACUGUUAUGAAGGAGACUGGGUACCAUUCUGUGGCAUGUCGACACUGACUGCUUCACGCAUUUGCACUCAGCUGGGAUACAACUACACUUAUGGUAGUGUCAUUGAAGAUGAAAGAUUUGGGAGGACAAACAAAAUGAGUAGUUUCAAUCAUAAAUAUUGCAGCAGUUCACAUCAGACAUUGUCAGACUGUGUUGAAGCUAGGAAAGGGAGUUCUUGCUACAUUACACUGUCAAGGUGUUCUAUUGAAUAUGGUCUACGAUGCUACAGUCAGUAA